UUUUUGUUUGUUUUUAUUUACAAUACGAUACGACGUCCGACAAUUCCAAAUGUUCAAAAUAUCGAACGGUAACGAGUAACGAAAUUUGUUUAUCAACUUAUUUACAGAAUUUUUAAGACCUUACCUAUCUUUGUAUUGUAUUUUAUAUUUUAAAAAACUUAAUAAUAGUAAAGUAGUACUUAUCACAUCAAGAAUUUUGGAAUAACAUAUGUUGUAGUCUCAUAAUGGAAGGUGCAUAUAGUGACAGAUAUUCGUUUAUAGGAGAAUGGUAUGACAAUCAAGCAAGUUUAAUUCGACGUUUUAAUAUUUUCUACUUUCCCACUGAUGAUACCCUAGAAAUGUAUGAUUUGAAAAUUAGAAAAAUCUUUGUUCGUAGAGUAAAAGUGGAUGGAAUAAAAUUAGAAAAUUUUUAUAUUGGUGCUACAUUGUAUAUUCUAGGACGUUUAAUUAAAAUUAUUGACUUUGCUUGUGAGGAUACAAAAAGAAGGCUUCAAAAGGAUAUGCAAGUAGCUUUCUGUAUAAUUAAGCCAGUACCUUUGAACAUUAUGGGUAAAAUUUUAACAUUUCUCCAUGACCAUAAUCUUCGAGUUACUAAGAUGAAGAUGGCAGAGAUGACUCAUGAUGAUAUCAAUUAUAUUUUUAGGUCUAUGCUAACAGAUCCUACUUUCCCUUUCUUAUCCGAAUUUCUGGGAGGUAAGAUGGUUUGUGGUUUAGAAUUGGUAGGAAAGGAUGCAGUAGCACAUUGUAACCGAGUGGUUGGGGACAAUGACCCAUUGAAAGCAGAACCAGGGACUAUUAGGGCAUUGUAUGGACUUGACCCCGUAAGGAACUGUGUCUAUUGUUCUCCAACAUCAGAAUCUUCAUUUGAGGAUUUGGAAUAUUUUUUCCCUCCACCCCCACUCCGCUCUGUGCGUCUUCGAUUGACAGCUACAUUGUCAAAUUGUACAUUAUGUGUAAUAAAGCCUCAUGCGAUCCGUGAAGGGAAACUAGGAGCAGCAAUAGAAAGGAUCGACGAGGGGGGAUUUAACAUCACAGCUUUGAACAUGUACAUAGUUGAAAAUAUCAAUGCAGCUGAAUUCUAUGAAGUUUACAAAGGAAUUGUCCCAGAAUACAAGUUACUUUUUCCAGGGAAUGGUGGAAGAAUUAUCAAGCGGCCCGUGCGUUGCUAUGGAGAUCGUAUCCAGAGACAAAUCACUAAAUUCAGCCGUCGAAUUCAGAAAAAUUGUCGGGCCUUGCGAUCCAGAAAUUGCAAGGCUGUUGCGUCCAAAUACAAUGCGCGCGCUGUUGGGGAAUACAAAAGUUCAGAAUGCUGUUCAUUGCAGUGAUUUACCAGAGGACGGCCUACUAGAGGUCGAGUAUUUCUUUAAAAUAUUAGAUUUAUAAUAUUUAUAUUACUCAAUCUCAAUCUGAUAUUUUAUUAUGUUAUCUAUUUAAGCACUAGGUAAAUAUAAAAUUUUGAUUUGUAAAACUUGUGUGAUGAAAUAAAGUUUUUUUUUCUGCAAAAUUAAUUUCAUUGAUACGAUACCUAGUUUUCGAAAUUGAAAUAAAACUAGGCAGUACCUAUGCGUUAACAGCCACCAUGUUUGCCUAAAAGUUGGUAAUAAAUUGAAAAAUCUA
This is a messenger RNA of Plodia interpunctella (Indianmeal moth), 1617 nucleotides long. RefSeq names its product nmdyn-D7 (gene nmdyn-D7). Gene Ontology annotation, molecular function: nucleoside diphosphate kinase activity. The transcript has 7 exons. The coding region runs from base 225 to 1325 and encodes 366 amino acids. Gene Ontology annotation, biological process: CTP biosynthetic process; GTP biosynthetic process; UTP biosynthetic process. Gene Ontology annotation, cellular component: centrosome. Lineage: Eukaryota; Metazoa; Arthropoda; Insecta; Lepidoptera; Pyralidae. The record is from RefSeq and is a predicted model, not a curated record.